UGAUUUUUUUUUACCUUUAGUUUCUAGCGACUGCAGCUGAUCCAGACUGUGAGAACUUAAAAAAUAGACGCGAAGAAAUGGAGCAAUGCUGCCAGGUGAAAAUGAUCAUCCCACUGGACGGGGCGGACGAUUGCUCAUCCACCGUUGACGAGACCUCCGAACCGCACGACAAAAUGAUGUGUCCGCUAGAAUGUAAGCUCAAAUCGCUCGGCCUACUGAACGGGGAAGACUUAGUGGAGGCCAAAGUACAGGAAUACAUCGAUCGUUUGGAGGGUGAUUGGAAGGGCACGGCCAAAACCAUCGCCACCGAAUGUAUCACCACCAUCACGGAGAUGAAAAAAAAGAUGCAGGAACGAGACCACGAUAUGAAAUGUUCCCCUGUUGGGGCUAUCUUUAUGAUGUGCCUGAUGAAGCAAACGCAAGCCAAAUGCCCGGAAGAUAAAUGGCAAAACACAAGCUUCUGCAACAAGAUGCGAAGUGGUGAAUGCUUCCCAAAGCGCGGCAGACAGUAGGGGCGGUGUCGGAGCAUGGCUUAAUCGGUGUAAAAAA
Anopheles coluzzii is the source of this 549-nucleotide messenger RNA. RefSeq lists its product as uncharacterized. Lineage: Eukaryota; Metazoa; Arthropoda; Insecta; Diptera; Culicidae. The record is from RefSeq and is a predicted model, not a curated record. The transcript is spliced from 4 exons. Bases 78 to 512 code for a protein of 144 amino acids.